Molecule: messenger RNA, 2132 nt
Organism: Symphalangus syndactylus (siamang)
Lineage: Eukaryota; Metazoa; Chordata; Mammalia; Primates; Hylobatidae
Gene: CXCL17
Product: C-X-C motif chemokine ligand 17
Biological process (GO): negative regulation of inflammatory response; macrophage chemotaxis; positive regulation of macrophage chemotaxis
Source: RefSeq, a predicted model, not a curated record
AAGGCGGAGGUUGCAGUGAGCCGAGAUCACACACCACUGCACUCCAGCCUGGUGACAGAGCAAGAUGCCAUCUCAAAAAUAAAGACAAAAAUAAAAUAGUCUUCCUGUAUCAUAGAAUCAUAAACUCUCUAGCUAGAGAAACUCCUCUACGAUCACAUGAUCCAAACUUCUUACUGUAUAGAUGAGGGAUCUAAGGUCCAGAGAAAUUAAAAGAAUACGUGGCCAAAUCAAGGUCAUAAUAUGAACAUCAUUACCCUUCUCAAAAACCUUCAGAUAAAUUCCAAACUCCUUAGCACGGCAUUCAAAGCUCUUUACAACCUGACCUCAACCCACCUAUUCAAUCUCAUCUCUCUCUCAUAUCCCCUACAAGCCCUUGGUUCCAAUCUGUUUUCUUCCUAUCCUCUGAACUUAUGCUACUUGGCCUCAUUCUGUUCUUUUUCUGGAGUGUCCUUCCACCUUCCUCUCCAAUCUUUGCAGGUUUGCAACACUCACUUGUUCAGAAAGCCUUCCCUGGCUUAGCCCGUGGGGCAGCUCUCAUAGCUCUGAACUCUCAAAGCCUUCAUGGUCCAUGACACUUGUUGGCUGAUGUUAUUGCGAAAGUUUCCCAUUCACAAUAAUUGCACCUCAGAUAAACCUCAUUGGCUACAAUAACACCAUUGCGCACAACCAGCCGGUAUUAUGUUACAUGCAUUCCCAACAUUGUGAUUUACAUGAUUUUCUAUCUUAUUACCUCUCACCCCAUCUAGACUGCAACCUCCUUAAAGGCAAGAGAUUGUACUUUAUAUUUCUCCACAGCCCCCAACUGCACCUAACCUGUGACUGUGAGCAUUUACUGAGCACCUAUAAUGUCUCAGGGCCCUAGGGGAGUCACAAAAGAUGAGGACAUAUGAAGACUACAGCUGCAGCAAGACAGCGUCACCUCACCUGUUCUCGCCCUCGAAUGGGAACGCUGGCCUGGGACUAAAUCAUAGACCGCCAGGCUGAGUACCCUGACCUGAGUCAUCCCCAGCAAUCAAGAGCCUCCAACAGGGAACCUUCCAUUACACUCUUCAAGCAACGUACAGCUGCACCAACAGUUGCAAUGAAAGUUCUAAUCUCUUCCCUCCUCCUGUUGCUGCCACUAAUGCUGAUGUCCAUGGUCUCUAGCAGCCUGAAUCCAGGGGUCGCCAGAGGCCAUAGGGACCGAGGCCAGGCUUCUAGGAGAUGGCUCCAGGAAGGCGGCCAAGAAUGUGAGUGCAAAGAUUGGUUCCUGAGAGCCCCGAGAAGAAAACUCAUGACAGUGUCUGGGCUGCCAAAGAAGCAGUGCCCCUGUGAUCAUUUCAAGGGCAAUGUGAAGAAAACAAGACCCCAAAGGCACCACAGAAAGCCAAACAAGCAUUCCAGAGCCUGCCAGCAAUUUCUCAAACAAUGUCAGCUAAGAAGCUUUGCUCUGCCUUUGUAGGAGCUCUGAGCGUCCACUCUUCCAAUUAAACAUUCUCAGCCAAGAAGACAGUGGGCACACCUACCAGACACUCUUCUUCUCCCACCUCACUCUCCCACUGUACCCACCCCUAAAUCAUUCCAGUGCUCUCAAAAAGCAUGUUUCUCAAGAUCAUUUUGAUUGUUGCUCUCUCUAGUGCCUUCUUCUCUCCUCAGUCUUAUCCUGUGCCCUCCCCUUACCCAGGCUUAGGCUUAAUUAUCUGAAAGAUUCCAGGAAACUGUAGCUUCCUAGCUGGUGUCAUUUACCCUUAAAUACAAUCAGGAAAGUAGCAAACAGAAGUCAAUAAAUAUUUUUAAAUGUAACAGAUCAAAUUGUUUCCUUCAAAUGGGGUCUGCCAAUUCACAUCCAGAUGACACAUUUUACCCUAUUCACUGUAGACUGAAUCCAGAUUCUACACAUACUUAUCCCCACCAAGACCCUCACUCUGUCUCCAUUGGCCUACUUGUUUAUCUUUCACUCAUUCGACUAAUCUUUCUGAGGUAAGAGCUAGGUGGGACAAAAAAAAAAAUGUAUACCAAUGAACCAGACAUGAUCUUAUUAAAGAUAAUAUAGGUUUAAAAAAAAGAAAAAAACUUGGCACAGUUUCUUAGCACUUAGGCAGCCUUUGGUAUUUAUAACUACUAUCAUCACCGUUACCACUAUCAUUGUCAGU